Molecule: messenger RNA, 7226 nt
Organism: Salmo salar (Atlantic salmon)
Lineage: Eukaryota; Metazoa; Chordata; Actinopteri; Salmoniformes; Salmonidae
Source: RefSeq, a predicted model, not a curated record
GUUUAACAAUUUUUUUGGUUACUACAUGAUUCCAUAUGUGUUAUUUCAUAGUUUUGAUGUCUUCACUAUUAUUCUACAAUGUAGAAAAUAGUAAAAAUAAAGAAAAACCCUGGAAUGAAUAGGUGUGUCCAAACUUUUGACUGGUACUGUAUAUAUUACACAUAUAUAUGGAUUUCCCUGCACUUACAUUGUGAUUUCUUUUCAUGUAAAUACAGAAAACGAACUAAAAUGUUGUGUAAUAAAGACUACAAAAGUGAUAAAAGAAGAACCAUGACCUAGGAGAAACUGAAAUGAACUUUCAGUGUUUGUUCAAAAAGGUACAAUCUUGUUUUGAGAGACAUUUUGCAUGUCAAACUUUAGUAGAUUUCUGAACUUUGUGAACUUGUAUUAGGCCUACACACAUGGAUGUACAAUUGCAACAAUCUGAGAAAAAGAAAUCAAAAUGGCAUUAUUGUAAUUAUCAUGUUGGGAUUUAAUUUUAUUAAAAAAGAGGAAAUAAAUAUACGCUCUCUGCUGAGCUGUACUCUUAAUAUAUUUUGUAGUGGGAGGAAAAGACCUUGAAUAUUUAGCUUUCCUUUGUAAAUACUUUUACAGGUUUUCUUCUUGACACUUACAGUAUACUUUGCGGAUCAUACGUUUGGAAAAGUCAGCAAUAACUCGGGCAGCUAAUGAAUGUGACUGAAGCUGUAGAUCCUUCAUCAGCCAUGUUUCUCACACAAGGGAGAGGUGUUCAGUCUCUGUUCCAAUGUCCACACUAACAUAGUUAUUUGAAUGAAGCAAUGUAUUGAACAUUCAUUCUAAGUAGUAUGCUAGUGUGCAUUUUGGAAUGUAGUCUCCCCUGCCUGUCUCGCACAACCAACACACAUAGUUCUUUUGACACUGAGGUGCACUUUAGUUUCCCAUAUUACACUCGCUAGCACAUAAUGGGCCUACUCCCCUAAGGACUGAAAGGACAGCAAACUGACAGCAAGGCUGUGCCAAAUGCUGCUCUCGCUGGGACAGAAAAGACACAGUUCCACCCCAGUGUUUUUGACUGCAUCGUUACCUCAGCAGAGUAUAGAAGGGAUUGAGUUCACUGCAAAUACGUCCUGUUGUGUGUGUAUUGGCAAGGCUGGCUCACUCGUCCCCGCUGGAAUGUGUGUUCUUCAUGGCAUACUCUUGAGAGCUUCCACUCGCUUAGUCUCUUCCAGCGCCUUGAGUCUGCGAGAGAGACUACCCACUCACUGUGUUCUGGCUGUGUGUGUUUGUUUGCGUGGGCGUUUCUUUCCGUUUUGGCUGAGUCAGUGUGUUCUUCAGGCCCUGUACUGAUUGUGUCCCAUGCGGUGCAGCAUCAAUCGGCCAUUGUGUAUGGUGGUGUGUAUUGGGGAGGCUAGAGCAUUGGGUUCUACAACCAACAGUGAAGUCACAUAAACAGUGACUGCUGGUAUAGUCAACAUGGUAUAAUCAACACCCCCUGAGUCAUCUUUAAUACUUUAAAAGCCCAUCAGUAUCUGUGUUCCACUCGUAGUGCCGCCUUCUGCUAUCGAGUGAGCUGAAGAAUCUCCAAUGAGCUCUGACUGUGGGUGAUGUCUGUAGUCUUCCAUUCUGAACACAGUGUGUCCCUGUUGUGUUGAAUUACCUUGCUAUCAUCAACUAGUAAUGAAGUAGCUACACCAUAUGUGUAUUGAGGGACCACGGGGGUUUGUAUUGUCUCUGAUAUAAUUGUAGAUUACUGAGUUUUCAAAAUUAUUUUCAUAAUUGACUGUUGAAAAGCAUAGUUUAUACAUCGAUUGCAGUGAUUCUGAAUAGUAUUGGGUUGGCUAUGGUAGGUUAAGUUUAGGCUUGAGUAAGACUGAAUAUCCAGACCUUCCUUUAGAACUGAGCUGCUUUGCUGACUAUGAUCUCUCUGUUUCAUGGGAAUUGGAGGCUUUUAAGUGUUAAUUUCUAGCCUGGUAUCCAAACUGAUAUGCUGUUUCAUCACUAAACACAUUGUUCAGUCUGGUUUCACCAGACUAGUUCAUUUCUCCAUAUGUCUUACUGAUCAAUCCACUGAUGACUGGAUCUGCAGACAGACUGAUAGAUGUAGAAGUGUCCUUACGCUCGCUGUACCUCUGUGUAUUUCACACCCUCACUUUCUCACUCAACUUCCAGUCAGUAUCUGAUGUGAUUUAACAGAUAGAUGUUUUAUGUUCCUUAUUUUCUACGGCUCAAUGGAGGUGUAUUUAUUCAUUACCAUAUGACAUGGCUCAUCUGUGCUCAUCCUCGUGGUAACCAAGGGAGACACUGAGACUGGAAUUCAGUAUACCCUAAGUACCAUUUGUAAUGAUGUUUAGUGGAACAGUGCUGAUUGAUCCAGCACCGUGUAGGAGGGCUGUCGGUACACGUUGGACUGCUAGGCAGACACACAUUUGGAAAUGAUCUUGAAGAGGAAUGGAACGUUUUAUUUUACAUGGUGACAAUGAAACGUCACAACAGGUUACAUCUGUGGUAGAGACAUUCAUUUAGUCUCUUUCAGCCUUCAUUUAGCUGUUCACUGAGCCUAUAAUGAACCCAUUCAUCAACAAGCCCACCAGACAGACAGCCCUGUUGUCUAAACCAAGACUGAUGAAGACACUCCACUCACUGAAAUAACAUUUACUUUAAAGGUGUUUUGUUUUCCACAUUCACCUAUGAUGUCCUUUACCAUGGUUUCUGUGUGUAAACUCAGAGACAGCCAGGUUGUUACUCUUCCUGAAAGUCAACCUAAAUAGAUUUAACAUUGUCAGUUAGCCACUUUAGUUUGGGCUGGUUCCGACCACUAGGUCUCACAAGCCUAGUGGAUUCAAUAGAACAACCUUCAACUGUCAUUUUGUUCCACCUCAUACCUACUCUAUCCAUAGAACUACCAGUGCCCUUAGGCAGAAGCCCAGUCUUUGCUGCUUCCAGGUUACAAUAUUCACCCAAAUAUGAUUGUUUUAGCAGGCUUUAUUUUCAGACCCAACAGGCAGACAACAGGCAUGGAUUCAUUCCUACUAGUGUGACAAGAAGACUGCUUAAUUUGCUAUAGGCAGACCGAUAGCUCUGUUUAAGUUGAAACGUUAGUACUGGGGGGAGAGCUGUAUUUGACUAAAGAUGGAACAAUAUAUUUGUUUUUAUUAUGUAUUUUGAUUAGAUAUUUCUGGUAGUUUGUUAUAGGUCUCCCUAUGUCACAUACAUCUACAGUGCUGAACUGACUGAUUAGAAGCAGUCAUAGACUCGCCUCACUGGCACAAUGAAAUGACCAAUAUGCAACAGACAGAGACUAAUAAAGCACACACUACUACAGGUUAAUUACAAUGUUCAUUUUGGGUAAAGUAGUUGCUGAAAUGACGAAAAUAGAUUAUUGGCAUUGUAUUUUUUGUUUCAAGCUUGAUAAUAUCCUAAAGUCAUCAAGUCUGUUCUCUUGUUUGGUUGUUUUUUGGACAGUUGCAAUAUUUGCAAGUUGUGGUCUGUGUAGUCGAAUAAUAUGUUAUGUAGUGGGGAGGACAAGCGUCUUAAGUCAUUUGUAAUUUAUUGGAUUACUUUCUAUGAAGUUAUAUAGAGGAAAUUGAAGUUUAAUUAUUUUUAUUAAACAUAUUCUGACUAUCCAUGAAGCCUGUCUUUCUCUAUUAUUUCACAUGGACCCAGUUACAGGCACUUCAAGGUAUCCAGAAUUACAAUGUUUAUUGUUCACUGGUGAUAUAAAUAUAGGAUGAUAAUGUCUCAGUUAAUAGUGUGGCUAAAAAGUCAUUUUCAAAACUGAUAUAGUAUAUAUUGUUGUAAAGCAUUUCUGAUUAAUGUACUGCUAUUCUUCUGCUUCCUUUAUGCCCUAUUAUGUUCCUACUCCACCCCAGGGGGCGCUUGUUGCUCUGUGAGUCUCAGCCCUCAGGGCUCUUAUCAUAGCAACCCAUUGCAGAUGACAAGUUGGGGCUUGUCUGCUGUGAGCCAAUGGGCUGAGCCAGACCUUCAGCUUCCUCUCUGUCUCAGUGCACUGCAGCCUGCUGCUGCCUGCCUGUAGACUUAUAGUGGCGCUCACUGCUCUGUGCUGCUCUGAUGCUCACCCACACACCCACAGCUGUUCAGCCUGGCUAGUCCCACAGAGAGAGAAGCAGAGAGGCAGUGUGUCUCCAAGCCUCUACAAAACAGAAUCAGAUCCUUCUCACGAGCCUCUGUGGACUCCAAUCAAGUUAUAGAAACAUUUCAAGGAUGAUCAAUGGAAACAGGAUGCACCUGAGUUAAUUUUCAAGUCUCAUUGCAAAGGGUCUGAAUACUUAUGUAAAUAAGGUGUCCACUGCUACUCCACUGACUGACACGGAGCUAUACUCUACCAGAGGAGGUGCUGUGAGCGGCUGGAGGUCGUCAUGGCAACCCAGAGACAUGUACCCAGUGACAGUCUGGCUAGAACAUUCAGGUCCUGUGCCAGAAACCCUAGUGAGGUCAUCUCCACUAGACUGAGAGACAUGCUCCACAGCUUCAUCCAGCACUACCAGGAACCAUGGGAGGAGAACCGCAGCCUAGACAGAGAGAGAGGAGUGAAGUUCUCCAGCCAGACAGAGGCUUUGUACUACAGGGUUCUAGAGGCUGUCAUCAAUCAGGAGAGGAAGAGGCUGGAAGCCAAAGACCUUUUAGGCAUUCUGGAGCAUGAUCUGUUCCAGCGCUCUCUAGUGGCCUGUUGUCUGGAGAUGGUUAUCUUCUCCCAUCAGCCACCUGGCAGCUUCCCCCUGGUCAUUGACAUCUUUAGCCUGGCGCCAUACGACUUCUACAAGGUGAUAGAGCUGGUGCUGCGGGCUGAGGAGGGCUUGCUGCCGGCUGUGGUCAGGCGUCUGAUGCAUAUAGAGGAGCAGGUCCUGGAGAGUCUGGCCUGGAGGAGAGACUCACCACUCUGGGAUCAGAUCAGAGCUGCUAAGGGACAGGGACAGCUGCCUGCAUACCAUCAGGUGAUGCUCCCCCAAUACUCAGAGGACACAGACAAGAUGGUCAAGAUCCCUCCCACCCCUUCACACUUGACCCCAAGCCUUGUGAGUGGGAUCCAUGGAAAUGACCUGAACUCCCCGAUUACCCACCAUGAACGCUACAGCUCACCCCCUGCUGGCUCAAAGAUGGCCGCUUGCCCUACCACACCAGUCAGCCCAUCCCAGUCCUCCUCUGUCAUUGUUACUGGACAGACUGUAGUCACCAUGGCAUCAGCAACUGUCACCACCAACAAUGGCCAGUCAGUCACCAUACCGGUUCGAGGCAUUGCCAAUGACCGGGGAGGCAUCACAUUUACCCUCAGUGUUGUAGAUCAGCCCAUUCCUCCACAGCAGGUCUCCAGCACCUCUACCCAGCAGCCCCAGAACCCAGUCACACACAGACCUCAGAGUAAGGGCUCCAUCUCACUGUUCCUCCGCAAGGUCUACCACCUGGUGAGCAUGCGUCUGAGGGACAUCUGUGUUAAACUGGACAUCUGUGAGGCGCUGCGGCUGAAGAUCUGGACCUGCGUUGAACACUCCUUGGUCCACUGCACUGACCUCAUGCUAGACCGACACCUGGACCAAAUACUAAUGUGUGCCAUCUAUGUCAUGGCCAAGGUAAACAAAGUGGACAUGCCCUUCAAGCUCAUCCUGCAGUGCUACAAGACUCAGCCUCAAGCAAGCAACUCUGUAUUCAGAAGUGUUCUGAUCUCAGGGAGAAACACCAAGACCUCACAAAACUCUCCUGGAGGAUCCAACAGAGAAAACAUUGAUGUAGACCCCAGCAGUGGCUUGCUUACCUACCAGACCCCUCCCACCCAUCCUACAGGACCCAGAGCUCCCUGUAGACAGGACCAGGGGGAGAGAGGGCACCUCAUCUAUUUCUACAACACCGUCUAUGUCAAACAGAUGAAAGACUUUGCCCUCCGCUACACCUCCAGCUCUCUGACCAUAGCCGGGGUUGAAACCCCUCCCCUUUCGCCAUACCCCUGGCAGCGUAUUGGAUCCUUGCGCAGACUCCGCCCCUCCAACCACCAUUCCCUCUACAUCUCCCCCCACAAGCCCAGCACACACCCCUCCCCCCGCACUGGGGUUCUCUACAUUUUCAGCAGAAGCACCUCAAAGAGUCUGAGAGAGAUCAGCGACAUGAUGAGGACAUUUCAGUCACGCACCAGGAAGCGCUGUGCAGCCUUGCUGCAGGAGGAUGGUGAGGAGGAGGGUGGGCCGCUUGUGAAGAGACCCUGUCAGGAUAGACCGUCAAACUUGCAGAGAAAGCUCAGGGACUUCGACCAGGCACUGACGAGGGCCCAGAACCAGCAACAAGCCCAGAGCGGGGCCAAGGCACUGCAUCAGGCAACAGCACACAAUGGGACGCAUUGAUGACAUCUCACUUUCUUUGACUUACCGUCAUGCUUCAUACUUCUUGCAGGUCUACCUACACUCAUUGGCAGAAUAUGGACGACAGGCACUGAUAAUGGGAGAAUGGAUGCUGUGGAUCUACAAUGUUAGAAAGAAUUGGCAUCAUUAGCACUCAGCGAAGCUCUCUUAGCAAGCAAUGUUGAUGAUUAGAAAAGCUGAUUUGUACUAAUAAUGAGGGUAAUGUAAUAAUCUGAAGGUAACUAGGGCUCUGUAUCAAAUAUCAUAUCAUACAUAUCAUAUGCAGUAUAUAUUCAUCCUAAGGAAGCCGUAAAGGAUUUGUGCUGGUACUGAGCACUGUGUACAGUUUGUGUUUGGUGAGAGGGAGGAGACGAGAUGUCUCUCUCUGGAACAUACAGUAUGUAAUUAGUUUCAAUUUUGAAGUUUCAUUUGUCACAUGCACAAGUACAGUGAAAUGCUUAACUUGCAAGCCCUACCCAACAGUGCAGUAUUCAAAAUAAAAAAAGCGUAACUAAUUUAAAACAAAUUAAACACAGAUAUAUGACAUAUAGGUGAGCCUUUUUAAAUUAUUAUACAGCGUAAUGUAUCUGUUAGGACCAGAUGUUAGAUAAUAUUCUGCUUUUCUCUACCAGUGUUGAAUUUGUACUGAUCUGUGGCACACAUCCUUUACUUCUUUGUAUUGUGAUGGGUAAACAUAACUCUGUUUUUACAUUUGUCUUGUUGCUUUUUGUCCUAUGUUGCUCUGUCUGUAUGCUAUGUCUUGCUUGUCCUAUGUUGCUCUGUCUGUAUGCUAUAUCUUGCUUGUCCUAUGUUGCUCUGUCUGUAUGCUAUAUCUUGCUUGUCCUAUGUUGCUCUGUCUGUAUGCUAUAUCUUGCUUGUCCUAUGUUGCUCUGUCUGUAUGCUAUAUCUUGCUUGUCCUAU